ACAGCAGCCUGCAUAAUGCAUGUGGAAAUCUGGAUAUUUUUGCUUUGACUGUCAACAGGUUUGAGUAGUAUCCUGUUCACUGCAUGCUCGUUGUAAAAGGCUCCCACUGUGCCUUCAUCACACACUAAAAUAUGAAUCAAUGCAACAGUAACAAUCUGACGUUAUGAUUUUUAGACGUGGGCAUGUUUCCAACUUAUGAAACUAAGUUAGGGAGAAAACAAAGUUCAACAUAUGACCUACUUUAUCGAUGCCAAUCUGGCCGUAAGCUGUUUUGUGUUAACUUUGCAUUAAGAUGCAUUUUUCUAUUGAUCUCUGCUGACUUUAGGACAUGCGUCUGUUGUCUUCGUUUAACACUUAACACAGUGUUUUGCUUGCAUAAAUAAAUUGCACCAUAGCUCUGUUUCGGGGCAGCGUCAUGUUUUGUGACUGCAAUGCCUUUUUUUUUUUUUUUUUUUUUUUUUUUAAACAGGCGAUGGGCGUAACUGGACGGAGAUGGCGCUGUUGAGCAUAUAUUUUGUUUCAGUCCCGUUUCCCUCCAUGGUUUCUCCUCUCUCCGACUAACUUAGCGUUUGGCUCAGUUCAUUAUACAGUCCUAUAUUCUCCCUCCAUUAGGGCAUCUCUGCCUUUGGACUGAAGAUCCCACCAAAACCCAGGAGAGAAAAGUUUAACUUUCAUAGGGCAAGAUGGACAUGAAAAAGAGGAUCCACUUGGAGCUAAGAAACAGGACACCGUCUGAUGUACGAGAACUUGUCCUUGAUAAUUGUCGAUCAGUUGAAGGAAAAAUCGAAGGCCUCACAGCUGAGUUUGUCAACCUGGAAUUCCUCAGUUUGAUAAAUGUUAAUUUAAUUUCAGUCUCCAACCUUCCUAAACUAGGAAAACUCAAAAAGCUGGAGUUGAGCGACAACAGAAUCAGUGGCGGCCUUGAUGUUUUAGCAGAGAAACUACCCAACCUCACACAUCUAAACCUGAGUGGAAACAAAUUGAAAGACAUCAGCACGUUGGAACCAUUGAAAAAGCUGGACAACCUGAAGAGUUUGGACCUGUUUAACUGUGAAGUGACAAACCUGAACGACUACAGAGAGAGCAUGUUCAAACUGCUGCCCCAGCUCACCUACCUGGAUGGUUACGACAUGGAAGACCGGGAAGCCUCCGACUCCGAUGGAGAGGUGGAGGGAGAUUGUGGCGACGACGAGGAUGACGAAGAAGGAGAGGAGGAAGAAGAUGAGGAUGGAGAGGAAGAGGACUUUGAUGAGGAAGAGGAUGAGGAGGAAGAUGAAGAGGAAGUAGAAGGAGAGGAGGAUGAUGAAGAGGUCAGCGGAGAAGAUGAGGAGGAAGAAUUUGGUCAAGACGGAGAGGCAGAUGAAGACGAUGAUGAUGAUGAUGAAGAUGAAGAUGAAGCAGAAACCGGCAAAGGAGAAAAGAGAAAGCGAGACCCAGAGGACGACGAUGAGGACGACGACGAUGAAGACGACGAUUAAGAGCUAAAGUGAAAACGAGAGCCUACCGAGUUACCCUUCCUCCCCCACAAACCCAAACGUCCGCCCUCCUACAACUCGCACCGCCUUUGUAAUCCACAUUUAACCCCCCCACCCCACCCCAACUCUUCCCCCUCCCCUCCCAGCUCUGAGCUCUUUUAUGGGGCAAGACUGUACCGGAUGGGUGGGCCGAGUGGAACUGCCCCCCCCCUUUUUUUUCUCCCCCACACCCCACAUGGAACUGAGAGCCACCCAACAUCCUCCACUUCACCCAACCCACGGCCCAGAGGUUCUCAGGCAGCCCACCACUCAGCAUUCCACAAUUUCACUGUCGACCCCUCUUUAUGUAUUCCCGUGUGAGGACUUUGGGACUGGUAUCUAGUUUUGGGUCUGUGCUUUUAAUAUUUUGUUGGAUGAUUUAUUUUUUGUUGUUGGGUUUAUUAUUUCUCAUUUUUUGUCUUUUUUCUGUUCCUUAUUUUUCCCAAUAAAAUUAUUGCUAUAGCAGCUGUGCAACCAGUGAGCCAUGAUUUUUAGAGUGGCCGCCUGUUGCACAAAUCAAGGUUGUAGCUACAUUUUUACUUUCUGUAUGACAAAAAAAAAACAACUUUGUAAAUAAAAUGUUAACAUUUUGUGCUUU
Sphaeramia orbicularis (orbiculate cardinalfish) is the source of this 2112-nucleotide messenger RNA. It is a transcript of the gene anp32b, whose product is annotated as acidic (leucine-rich) nuclear phosphoprotein 32 family, member B. Gene Ontology annotation, biological process: regulation of apoptotic process. Gene Ontology annotation, molecular function: histone binding. The transcript is spliced from 7 exons. The coding region runs from base 684 to 1478 and encodes 264 amino acids. Lineage: Eukaryota; Metazoa; Chordata; Actinopteri; Kurtiformes; Apogonidae. Gene Ontology annotation, cellular component: nucleus. The record is from RefSeq and is a predicted model, not a curated record.